UUCAUCCAGAUUUCAGAGUACUUCAUAUUUGAAAUAUUUGAAAUUCCAUCAAUUCCAUGACAUUUUGCAUGAGAUCCCGCCAUCUUUGCUACGAACUAGUCUUGUAGAAGUCAGAUUCAGCUGCAGAGCUAUGAGCUUGUACACUCAGGUAGGUCCUCUCUCCGUUCUAGCACACGGUAGUUUUUAUCAUCGAGAGAUGUGAAGUCCCCUUUGCAUAUUCUUUAGUAAUUCUUUAGAGCCAGAAUCCAGGUUCUGGAUUUUGCAUUCACCGCUCACUUUGAUUCACAUAACUUGCAGUACGCUCCACUGAGUUCAAGCAGCUUCCUGAUUCCACUUUGCAGAAUCUUGGGGCUUUCGUGGUGAUUGCUACAUCCUCGUCUGAGCAGAGCUUGGAGUACUCUGUGUCGCACCUCUUGCACAGAGGUAGGAGUCUCAUGCCGAGCACGCACAUGCACUCACUGACACUGCUACGGAAAGUUAAGUUUUCUUCGAGUGAACCGGGGAUCGCAGAUCGAGGAGACGGCCUCUUUUAGGCUCGGUACCAUUUCCCCGUGCAUGUUCAGGAGCACACGGUUAUUCCUCUCUGAAAGUGGAGGACACAAUUGAAGGUGCAGGUGCGUCCAUGGACAGUCAAGCUGCUGGGCUUGGGACACGGGAAAUGGCCUCUGCAGACGACAAACCAGAGCUUCCCACCGCUGUCCAGGACCUUAUAAGGCGCCUGGAAGGGAGGCGUCUGGAUGGCGUAUGGAAGGAGUCCGAUGGUAUGAUGCAGCUUCCCUGUCUAAUCAACCCGGAAUUGGAGGAAUUUUUCCCGGAGCGUGCAUCGCUAUCGACGAACAUAGGGUGGCGAAGCCAAGUGCGCCUUCGAGUGCUGGAGGCCAUCAGCAGCUGCACCGAGUUCAAUAUUCUGGAUGUAGAAGAAAUUUGUGGCGGAGAUAUUUCGAGGUUGACCGCUAGCGAGUGGGAGCUGGUUUUCAGAGGUUGUAGGUCUAGCACCUCCUUACAUCGUAUGAUAGCUGAAAGAUUGAAGUGGACAUCACUUGCGGAAGUGGAGAGAUGGUGUUUACAGCUCGGGAAGAUUUUGGGUAACUGUAGUGCAGCGGAUUUUGAAGACUGCGCAUUGAGUGCCAGGUGUUUCUUAAAUCUCGCAUCAGGACUGCGAGAAAAUUCUGCAUCGAAACUCAAGAAUCUAGGAGUAUGGAACGCGUGGGAGGACAUGAAUGCGCUGAAGCAUGUCGCCGACGUGAUAAGCAGUGCUGCUCAGUUAAAAAUUUUGAGGUUUGGGAGCCAGUCCGACCGCAUGAUCGACAUGGAUGAGAGUGUCGUUCGGGCCCUGUCCCAGGCUUUGAUCCAGAGCUCGUCUCUGAAAACACUCAGUUUAGAGGGGGUGGAGGGGAGAGCGGCGGUCUUGUUGCUCAACGCAUUGGCCGGAGAUGAUGGCAACCUUUCCAUUGAAUGUCUUAGGCUGAGUCGCCUGUUUGGAAUCGGGGACUGUAUACUAGAACUUUUCACUUCCUAUCCAUCAUUGAGGGAAGUUACGUUUUCCGCCAUCGAGAUGCGUCCUGAGGAAUGUCGCGUGCUUGGCAAGGCCAUACGUGAUAAUGUCACAAUCCCAACUAUCCAUAUAGAGAAUUAUAUAGAUCAACUCUGUGGCCCCCUUGAACGAAUAGAAGAGAUUGCGUGUGCGGCUAGUUCCGAUGACAAGGACCCCGUAUUGCAUCUUAAAAUCCAUGUUCGGGAGGAGGAUGAAUUAAUGUCAGCACUCAGCCUAUUAGGCAGGGUUAUGCGCGGGGAAAUCCAAUCUAUAAAUUCCUUUCGUCUAGAUACGUCAUGGAUUUCCACUUCGGGGAGCAACUUAGAGAGAAUAGAAAGUAUCCUUCCGAUGAAUGAAAGUACUGGAAAAACUUCAGUUCUGAAAGUUCUAGUGCUAACAAGAAUCAGCGAAGAUACUUUCAAGCGAAUAUGGAAGCAACUGCUUUGUUACUUGCGUAGUAACACAAGCCUAUCUACGUUGCGUUUGUUUAGAGAAUCACUAGACAGAGAGGAAGCAGUAAACGAAGAGGAGUUGAGGGACCUGAUGGGUUUACUUCAAGUGAACUUGACUCUCCAUAGGAUAGAUGUCUCAACUCCCAUGUGUCUGCAGUGCGGAAAGAGGGAGCUGAUUGGAGAGGCCCUGAAGCAAAAUCAGGAGCGGGCCGUCUACAUGUCCGUGUUUAGAGAAGCGAACCUAAAAUUUGGAGAUGCAAAAGCUGGUAGACUCUUCUUAUGCGGCUCUCCUAGAGCAGGCAAAACUCAACUGCGUCAAACACUGAUGCGGAUAAUUCAAGGCAAAAGCUGGUUCGGGAACAAAUGGCGUGAAUUAUGGAGGACCAAGGGCAUUGAAGUGGAGUUUUUGCAGAACAAUGACAAAAUGCAAAUUUCAAUUUGGGAUUUUGCGGGACAGUGGAUUUUUCGUACCCUUCAAAAUAUACUUUUACCUCAAACCAAUAAUUUUUGUGUUUAUCUUUUUGUGUAUAGUCCCUUUUGCGAGAAAACUAAUUCUCCCAAAGCAUACUCUAGUUUCCAGACUGAGUUGGAGGAGUGGUUGAUUUUCAUCACUUCCAGCACCAAAAUCACUGGACAUAAUCUUCCACAAGUUCUUGUUGUAAUUUCACACAAGGAUAAGAUGACAUCCAGCUCUUUGGCUUGGGCUUACUCUAUAGUGGAAGAACUGAAAAAGAGAUUUGCAACGUGUGUGGAUCUCUGUCCUAGUCAAGAGUGUCUCCUUGUAGAUGCCCGGAAGAAGAAACAUGUGAUUCCUCUCAAAAAUCGUAUUUUUGACAUCUUCGAGAAGUUGUUGAGUGAAAAAUCUCCGAGGGUUCCUCAAUUGUGUCUUCAUCUCUCUUCCCUGCUGGUUACAAACACUAGAGACAGUAGAGUUUGCCCACUUUGGCCUUCCAAAAAGUUUCAUGACUUCUGUGCUCCCAGCUUCAAACAAUUCAUUCCAUCAACUUCUGCUCACUUUGUUGAUCAUUCAAGUAUAUUAACCUCAGUCAUAUCCUAUUUGAAUGACGCUGGAUCCAUCAUUUAUAUCCCAAACGUUGAUCACAUCAUUGUAGAUCCGAAUUGGCUCACAAAUGCAUUUUUGGGUGAGCUUAUAGCUCUGGGUCAAGACUUUCAAGUUCAAGAGUCCGAGGCUUUUGAUAGAACGAUGUCACGUGACUCAUACACGAGCAAGAACGGAUUUGUGAGUGAAAGUGUCUUUGCUCAAUUGAUAGAAACGUUCUUGGAUAAGCAACCACGCCUUCAAAAUGUUGAAAGAGAGGUCCUUGAAAAGAUUCUUUUCAAUUUAGAUUUGUGUUUCAAGCUCGAAGAUACCUCUCAAUAUUUCAUUCCCUCCUUCAUCCGUGAAUAUGCAAGCAUGGAUGAACAGAAGCAUCAAGCAGGGGCGCACGCGGGAUCUAUGGCAUGGGAUUCUAGGUUUGGGACUCCACAAUUUGCUGGCAUUCGGAUACAGUGCAAAGAUCGAACAACAAUGUCACUAACUGCUGCUUUUUUUCCACGCUUCCAGAUGUUCAUGCGACGGAAGUUGAUAUCCGAGAUGCAUGUUCCCAAGGAGACUGUGACUUGCUCUCGCCAUUAUCUGCUAUUUUUUCUUGAUGGCCAUCAAAUAUACGUCGAGCACGUUCAGAGUGAAAAGUCUCACAAUUACGUAGAUGUCCUGAUGUUAUGCUCGGAGCAUAAGUCAAGGGAGGUAGGUAUUCAGUACGUGCUUAAGCAUGUUGUCCAGGAGUUGAUAUCAUUCUGUGCAUCAUCCAAAGGCUGUCCCGGAGUGGUGUUAGUGCUCGGUGUGAUACAAACGUUUUGCGUGGAAUUGUUGAUUCCGAUUCAUCUCAGAGUAUCCAUUCUGAUUGAGGAACUCAAAUCAGAGUUCUCUGAUAGCAUCAGUCGCAAACUUGGGGAUAUGGCGUCGGAUAGCUCGCAAUUGGUGGAGGAAGAUUUGCUCCACUAUGAGCACACUUGGCCCCCGCUUCCAGGGCAAUUGACCGUCAGAUGCGAACGGGCUACGAAUCUGCUGUGGGAGAGCGAUGUGGAAGCGGUUGUGAGUGAGAUCCGACAAAAGCGCAUUCAACAAUUGAAGUCACUGCAUCAUGGCCUCGUCGGGUUGAACGAUGAUUUGGCUCAAUUUCACCCUGAAAGUGAGAACAAGGCUAGCAGCUCGAUGUUACCUCAGACUCAAGACUGCAAUCCAGCUUCAUCCAGGUGCUUGAGACGUGCCAGCACAUGUGUGGAAAAUUGUUCAACACAACUUCUUUUGUCCAAGAUCGAUGAGCUAGUAGCUAAGGUUGAUGGUUUGGAGAGCAUUGUGCGGAGAUUGGAUAUGAAGAUGGGACAUAUACUCUCUCUGCAACAAGAAGUACAGUCAACGUGGAGUGAUUUCAUGUCUAAAGUUGACAGGGUCAUCGAGUAUUCUGAUUUACCUCAGCAUUCCAGAAUGCCGAAGCGACCUUACAUCACCGACGAUGUUGGACUUUUCUAUAGGAUGAGUGCAAGUUUGCAUCUCGGAACAACUGUUCGAUUACGCUUGAUGUGUGAAUCUGUGAAUGGGUUUCACUCCGUGAAAAAUCAAGAAGGUUUGAUGUUGCGCGUGGAUCAGGAAAAUAUGGGAUGGAUACCACGAGUUAUCGAAAUUUCAUACAAGGUCCUGUAUUAUGCUCUAAAAGCUGGAGUCGAUGUGACCCUUGGGUUAGGCGACGGUAUUCCGGAGUGGGAUGACUUGAAAACUGAUGUUGUUAAACUAGAUGGUAUUAGUAAUGAUGAUGGUAGGGCAAUUCGAAAAGGUGGGCAAAGCGAGCGCCUAAAAGAAGCAUGGUUGAGGAUUCAACAAACUCUUGCGCCUCAGCUUCAAAGUAAUUAUUCCAGAAUCUUCAAGUUGUUUCAGGUGAAAUAUGUGAGACAACAAAUUGGUGGGCAUGCUUGGGUGUGCGAGGAGUGCAUGAAUCAAGGUAUUCGGUCUAGAAGUUUGACGUGUUAGGAUUUUCUAGAGGUUAGAAUGUCAAUAUACAAUUGACAAGCAUAUGUUUAGUCCCUCAUGCAAUAUACUCCUUUGCAUUAUCGUC
Marchantia polymorpha subsp. ruderalis is the source of this 5099-nucleotide messenger RNA. The record is from the annotation of a GenBank genome assembly. NCBI's taxonomy places the organism in Eukaryota, Viridiplantae, Streptophyta, Marchantiopsida, Marchantiales, Marchantiaceae.